CUCGACGACUCCAUUCCCCAGCAUGUCUCUCACCUACGGCACGGGCGGCGCGACGGCCGCCCUGGGCGUGGUCGCUUUGUACAUGCUCUUCAACAACGAGGGUGAAGCCUUCAACGUCGGCGCAUUCCUCGAGAGCGUCUCCCCGUACACAUUCGCGAGUUUGGGCAUCGGGCUCUGCAUCGGUCUCUCCGUUGUAGGAUCAGCAUGGGGCAUCUUCACAACGGGCGUGUCCAUUAUCGGCGGUGGUGUCAAGGCUCCCCGGAUACGAACGAAGAACUUGAUCUCCAUCAUCUUCUGCGAAGUCGUCGCCAUCUACGGCGUCAUCAUGGCCAUCAUCUUCUCCUCCAAGCUGUCGCAGGUGACUGACCCGGAGAAACUGUACUCUGGAAACAACUACUUCAGCGGAUACGCCCUCUUUUGGGCUGGUCUGACCGUGGGCAUGUGCAACCUGAUCUGUGGUGUCUCGGUAGGCAUCAACGGAAGUAGUGCGGCGCUGGCAGAUGCUGCAGACCCGCAGAUGUUCGUCAAGAUCCUCGUCAUUGAGAUCUUUAGCUCCAUUCUCGGGCUUUUUGGCUUGAUCAUUGGACUGCUCAUGCAGAGCAAUGCCAAGGAUUUUGAAUGAACGCAGCUUCUGUGUUCUGGGUCCAUCUGGUCGUACUAGAGAAUAGUAGCAGACUCGGUCAAUCUCGAAAGGUGCCUAAGAGAGAAGAUGCGCAUCAGACAUGUGCACAUGAAGCUUGGUAGGGUGGUCUUGAGGAUUUUGUGGAAACCGUACGAUGUACAGAGGGAAGGCGCGUGUAUAAUGCAUGUAUCAUGGCGGGUGUUGGCGUUAAAUACCAAAGAUUUGGUUUACUAGCAUACAAUUCAAGUUUGUCGUUUG
Messenger RNA from Dothidotthia symphoricarpi CBS 119687, 880 nucleotides. RefSeq lists its product as uncharacterized. Gene Ontology annotation, cellular component: proton-transporting V-type ATPase, V0 domain. Gene Ontology annotation, biological process: proton transmembrane transport. Gene Ontology annotation, molecular function: proton-transporting ATPase activity, rotational mechanism. The coding region runs from base 23 to 622 and encodes 199 amino acids. NCBI's taxonomy places the organism in Eukaryota, Fungi, Ascomycota, Dothideomycetes, Pleosporales, Dothidotthiaceae. The transcript has 5 exons. The record is from RefSeq and is a predicted model, not a curated record.